Drosophila pseudoobscura is the source of this 1987-nucleotide messenger RNA. RefSeq names its product Membrane-bound Notch regulator (gene Mnr). The transcript has 5 exons. The record is from RefSeq and is a predicted model, not a curated record. Bases 250 to 1479 code for a protein of 409 amino acids. Lineage: Eukaryota; Metazoa; Arthropoda; Insecta; Diptera; Drosophilidae.
ACUGCUUUGGCACUGCUUUGGCGCCUCGCAGUCCGCAGUGGAGCAUCGAAGGUGUCAGAGGUGUAUUUUUUUUUCGGCGACUUGUACUGCUCGUUCGAGAGACUUUGUUCCCGGCCCCAAAACAGAUUUUGACGCAAUUUUUAACGUCACAGAGCAGCAGAGCCCAGAGCAGAGAAAGGAGACCCAGAGACAAACACAGAGCACUCCUAGACUCCUACACAGUCUCGCCCACAUUUGUAUCUUCGAGCUAUGGGCGUGGCAUCGACGAGCCAGAGCCAGAGCCAGGGGAAGAUGCUGUGGCUCCCUCUCCUCGCCCUGAUGGUCCUCAACGGCGUGGACGCAUACUCCAAGUACGGACGCGGCUGCGGGGACAUCGGAUGUCUGCCCAACGAGGAGUGCAUCAUCACCAGCGACUCGUGCAGCUACAACCAGAGGGACGGCAAGGACUGCGGCAACUAUCCGACCUGCAAGCGCCGCACCGGCUCCACCUCCAGCUCCGGCAGCAACCAGGCCUCGCCCUCUGUUAAUCCGUCAGAGGUGAGCGGCAGCACCCACAACUCCUAUGCCCCCAAUCCGCCAAGUGCCCCGCUGCCGGAUGCGGACGCGGGCGGUGGCGCUGGCUACAAUGGCGGCGGCGGCGGCUCCAACGGCAAUGGCAACGGUGGUGGCGGUGGAUAUGGUGGUGGCUUCUCGGCUGGCGGCCAUAGUCUCUACCCCAGUCUCCCCCAGUCCGGCGGUGGCGGUAAUGGCAAUGGUGGCGGUGGUGCUGCCCCCUACAAUCCCUACGGCGGCUACAACCCCCAGCAGCCCCCGCAGGGCGGUGGGGGCUACAACCCCUACAACGGCGGCUACCAGCCGGCGCCCGGCGGCUAUCAGCCGAGACCCGGCUACACCCCUCCGGCCCCUGGCUACGAGAACAAUGGCGGCGAUGGCGGACAAGGACAAAAGCCCAAGGACAAGCAGGGCGGCUUCUUCUCCAACUUCUUCUCGAACCCGGCGGUGAGUCAAGCGGUUUCCGGCAUCAUUGCCGGCCAGAUAGCCAAGCAGCUCCAAGGAGGAGGUGCCGGCGGGGCAGGUGGCGGUGGCGCCAGCUCCAAUGGCGGCUACCAGCCCAGCGGCGGCUAUGGCGGCGGCUCCUCUGGCGGCGGCGGAUCAUCUGGAGGCGGCGGCAGCAACAUCCUGGGCGGCCUACUCGGCUCCGUGCUGUCUGGCGGCGGCGCCAAUGCAGGCGGGGGCUCUUCGGGCGGCGCCAGCAGCUUCCUGGGCAGCCUCCUCAACGGCGGCGGCAACUCCAAUCGAGCCCAGUCUGGCGGCGGCGGCGGCGGAGGCGGCCUGGGCGACAUCUUCAGCUCGAAGAACUUUGGCGGCCUCUUCAGCGAGAAUCCCUCUUCCCGUGGGGGAUCUGCCGGCGACGCGUCCUCCUCCUCCGGGGGACCCAAGAGCUACCCCACCCAGGCCCCGGGCAACUACUAUGGAUAGAUCGGAUCGGAUCGGGGACAGAUCGGAUCACUUCUUUUCUUGUGUAAGCGUGUAUUUCUGUUUAUUUUCGGAUGGCAUCUAAUCAAAUGGAGAACUUUCAACGAAAUUAACUGAACAAUAUUGCAACACAUACACAAGCAUAAGCGUAACAUAUACAUAUACAAAUACAAAUACAAAUACAUAACUGUAACGAUAACGAUAACGAUAACGAUGAUUAUACAAAUACCAUAUAUAUACCAUAUAUAUAUAUAUAUACAAGAAUAUACCUAUACUUGAGCAUCAGCCGAAGGAUGCAAUUUGGAUUGAAUACCGUAGCGUAACCCGUACUCCGUACCCCGUACCCAGUACUCCGUACAACGUGCCCCUUGCCCCGUACUUUGCCCAAAACACCAAACCGAAACACAUCCAAUACCCCCAUUCGGAGUUCAUUUGUAAAUACUUAGAGACAAACUGAAUUUGAAAUUGAGAAUGAUAAUACAUAUACGUAAGAAUUGAAAGCCAAUCGAAA